UUCAUAACUUUUUAAUUGGAGAAACUAAUACGAAUCUCACUCUCACGAGGCAAAGGGAAAUGAAUAGCUCGCAUGUCCUUUUUCCCUCUUUGACAGGAAAGGGAGGAGAGGGAGCCGCGUCUGUGAGUUACCACCCGCGAGAAACAAACCUAAAGAGAGAAAAGAAAGUUUCUAGACUUCUCUGCUGCUUGCAGCAGGUGUAUCUCUAGCCCACUCUAAUUCGUAUUUACUCGGAAGUGAAACCCAACUUCAGGGGGGCUUGGUCCCAAGAAGGGAAGGAGAAACGUGAAAGCAUGCGCUUCCCAGGCAAACUAGAUGGUGCAGCGUCUCUUGCUAACCUCGCCAUCCCGGCCUAAUUGACUUUGAGUUUUGUUUUGUUUUUUAUUUGGCUUUUUUUUUUAGGGAGAUACUUUUGCUAUACAGCUCAGUACGUAGUCACGUGCACUAAGCCAGCCCAAUUUAACCAGUGACGUCAUAGUCCCUCGUGAGCCAAUGGCACGUCUGUUUAUAUUGGGCUUCGCUUUGCCUUGGAAGCGAGAGGCCAGGUGGUUGCGCUUUUGUCUACUUGCCUGGGUUGCUCUUGCCUCUUGCUGGGACCGGAGUUUCUGUAAAUCGUCUCUGAGGAAGCGGCGUUAGGCUUCCUAGUUUGUGCUCAUCGCCGUUCAGAUUAGCAAGAAAGCGGAGUGGGAGAAACCUCCGGGUUGGUCACCCUUGUAUCUUAAUCGGCAUAAGAAUGAGAAUAUGAGCCAGAGAGAUAUUUGCGUACAUCUGUUUGCUGGAGGGUGUGGAGGCACGGUAGCUGCAAUCCUGACAUGUCCACUAGAAGUUCUGAAAACACGAUUGCAAUCAUCUUCUAUUACUCUCUACAUUUCUGAAGUUCAGUUAAAUACUGUGAAUGGUGCAAGUGUUAAUCGAGUUUCCCCACGGGCUUUCCAUUGCUUUAAGAUGAUCUUACAAAAUGAGGGUCCUCGGUCAUUUUUCAGAGGACUAGGUCCUAACUUGGUAGGCGUGGCUCCUUCCAGAGCGCUAUAUUUUGCAACUUAUUCCAAGUCCAAAGAAAUUAUGAAUAACAUAUUUGAGCCAGAUUCUACUCAAGUACAUAUGACUUCAGCUGGAGUGGCAGGUUUUACUGCAAUCACAGUAACUAAUCCAAUUUGGUUAGUAAAGACACGAUUACAACUUGAUGCAAGGAAUCGUGGAGAAAGACGGAUGAAUGCGUUUGAAUGUGUACGCAAAGUUUAUCAGUCAGAUGGAAUUAAAGGUUUUUACCGAGGGAUGUCUGCCUCUUAUGCAGGCAUAUCAGAGACUGUUAUUCAUUUUGUUAUUUAUGAGAAUAUUAAACAAAAAAUCUUGGAAUGUAAUUCUGCUUCUGGGAUGGAUAAGGAGGAUGAGCCUGUUAAAAAAGCAUCUGAUUUUGUUAGUAUGAUGGCAGCCGCAGCCACUUCCAAAACCUGUGCUACGUCUAUAGCCUAUCCACAUGAGGUUGUACGAACAAGACUACGAGAAGAAGGAACAAAGUACCGAUCCUUUUUCCAGACCCUAUCUUUGCUUUUGCAAGAAGAAGGCUAUAGUUCUUUCUACCGUGGUCUAGCCACACAUUUGAUAAGACAAAUACCGAACACAGCUAUAAUGAUGACUACCUAUGAAGUAGUAGUCUACUUGCUCAAUAGACAGCAGCACUACUAUCUGACAAUAGGGAAGUGAAAAACCAAAGUUUUGCAAUGGACCAUAGACAUUCUGAAUGAUAGACAGCAGCUAUACAUAUAUAUAUAUAUAUAUAUAUCAUCCAGGUGUAUCACCCGUAUAUCAACUAUAUGCAGAUAUGGACAAAGUGGAAGACUGUUGAUAGGCAAUCAUUCACACUUCUGCUGGCUUAUCAUAUGGCAGGGGUGUCAAACUGUUGGCCCACGGGCCAAAUGUGUUGCCAAGAAACUGUGCCCACCCGAUUGCUGGCAAUGGGGAAAAAGCUCUGCUACGUCACGUCGCAAGUUUGACAUGUCUGUCAUAUGGUAUCUCUUGCAAGUUGUUCUUAAGGAUUGCCUUUAAAAUGUCAUACUUCAGUUGCAAUUUCCUCUUACUAUAUUAGCUUUUUUACUUCUAUGCAGCGAGCAGCGAGGACUUGGUGUGAGCAAGGAGGUUGUAAUGUUUUUUAGUGCAAGGUGUAAAUCCAUUAUUGGUUGUAAAGUUAUGUUCUACAACAGUUCAAAGGCUAUGUCAGUGUAAAACAGAUCCGUGCUCGUAUCUGAAAGUCCACUUUGCAAUUGAAAUAAAAUGAAAGGUGAAGAUUUACAUUAAGCUUCCCAUUUUACUACCUCAAUGGGUCUCAGGAGGAAAUGUAGAUUCCUACAUUCCUCUAAUAACAUAGUGGUCUUCAUUUGUAUAAAUCGGGACAGGGCAGGAAGAACAAAAUUAUAAUAAUUUUAACAUCUAACCCUGGGGUUCGGGUGCAUAUUUUAAUAACCUGAAGAAUUUUUUGCCGUACAAAUAGAAAAAGGAUUAUUUCUGUUCUCCUGUAUACAUCUGCUAAUGUAUCCCAGUAGGACUUCAAGUAUUUCUAGAUUGUGUUAUUUUGAACCAAGAAUCAACCAACACUUGUAGAGUGACAAAUAUGUUAGUAAUUCAGCGUUAUGUCAGACUUCAGCAAACUUAAUUCUUGUAAGAGUUACUUCAUUUGAGCUGAAAUCUGCAUCAACUAAAUGCCAAACUUUAAAAACAUGUCAGAAUCAAAUGCUAAUAGAAUUAACUAAAGAAAUCAUAAUUUAAUACUCUGCAUUUAGGCAUUCCCUUGUAUUUCAUUAUUUGCUUAAUUUCUGGUGCAUUUGCAGAAAUCGAAAAAUAAAUAUUUCUUUUUUCCCCCCCCAGAAAGUAUGGUCCUUAAAAUUUAUUUCAAGAUUUACACAAUAUCAUUUGCUAUAAUUUAAGAGUUGGUCUUCACUAACUCAUAGAAACUAUGUUGUCUUUAACAAACACGAUUCACAGUAUUACAAGAAACCUAUUUUAGUGUUAUAUAAUUAAUACAAAAAUCCUAUAUUCAUUUUUUUUUAACUACAGCCCUGCUGUUCCAAGCAAAUUUCUCCCUGUGAAUUACUGUUUUCUAAUUGAAUAUUUUUUUAUUUGCAAACUUAACUAGUGAUACCAGAAAAUUGUGAAUUCAUUUGCGGGUAUUUAGUUCAGAGACAAUAUUCUAAAAAUGUGUAUCUUUAAUGCAUUUGAUUAUUAUUAUUAUUAUUAUUAUUAUUAAAUAAUUAUAAUGGUGCAAUCCUACUCUUGUCUAUUCAGAAGUUACAAAGAAUUUAGAAAGAUUUAUUUCUAAGUCAGUUAUUUCUAAUAGAAUUAUAGCUUAAAGUUUAUUUAUGGCAACUGGCUUAAAUCAUGGUUAGUUAUUAUAUAUUUUUUGUUACUGAAUAAUGCAAAGAAGUGAAACAUGGGGCAUGAGGAAAGCUUAAAAUUUAUUUCUAUAAACUAUUCAAAAAUAAUCUUAUUGCAGGCUACUUUAAGAUAAUGCAGAGAUAGUGAGGAUAUAGCCAACUGUCAAAAUGGAUUCUCCCUGGAUAUUCUGUAGCAAAUAUGCUUCCGAUAGACUUACAAUAUUUAGUUUGACGAUUAUAUUAAAAUGUACCUUGUUAUAAAUAAUUCUGCUGGAUCUUUUUAGCAGGAAGCAGUUUUCUUUAAUGAUCUUGUUAUACAUGUAGUCCUUGGAUUGAGACUACAUUUGGGGCUGAAAUUUUGGUUGCUAACCAAUGUAGUCAUUAAGCAAAUCUGGUUUCUCCCAUUGAUUUGCUUGUUGGAAGCUUGCUAGAAAGUUGCAAAUCAUGAUCACAUGACUGGAGGAUGCUGCAUCUGUUGUAAAUGUGAGCCUAUUAUCAAGUGUUCAGAUCAUGAUCACAUGACUGCAAAGACAUGUUAUAAAUCACUUCAGCACCAAAUUGUAAUUUCAAACCAUCAUCAAAUGAAUGGUCAUAAGUUGAGGAUUACCUGUAUUACUUUAGUAAACAUGACGGAUACAGUCAUUAGUUGAAGCAACGGAUUACCCAGGAACUUUUCAUUUGAACACAUUUCUUGCUUAUAAAUAUUACUGACAAAGAUCUUAUUGAUAGUAAACAAUAGGCUACAAAUGCUUGCUAUCUUAAAUAAUAAAAUUGAGUAAUAUUACUUUGUUAUGAAAAAACUUCUAGAAAAACUAGCUUCAUAUUUUUCUAUAUCUACACUCAGGUAGAUUCAGAUAACUAAGCUCCUCCCCCUCCUAUUGUACAAUCACCAUUAGCUCCCUGUGAUAGCAUUCCAGCAACAAUUGUUCAAAGAUAAUGAAUCAGAGAACUUUGGGUCAAACUUAAAAUGUAGAGUAAAAUCAUAAUUACUUACUAAUUCUCCAUCUGACAAGAUCUUUUAAAAAGAAUGUUUCAAAAUCAUAAGCUGUUCUAGCAUGCCAGCUUUAUGAAUCCACAUUUCUAUUCUAUUGAUCUAUUGUUCAUAGAUCACACUCAGUAUAUGAUCAUGCAGCAUCCUGUACUUAAUAUCACUAAAAGGUUUACUUUUCAGUUGCUUAAGGUACAUGACUUUGCCAGAUGAAUAAAGUUUCUUUUAACUAAUGUAUCUAUUUGAGUAUAAAGCGAAACAUUACAUAAACUUCUUUUGGUAAAAUAUUUAUAAUCUGCCUUCAAAAGAUGCAUUUGAUUAUGAUAGUUAUAUUAAGAAUUAGGGGAUAUGAUGAACAAAUUCAUCCCAAGCAUUUUUACUGUCACUGCCAUUUCAUAUAUGCUAUGGCAUAAGGAUGUGGAAUAUCUAAGUUCAAAGGAGAAAUGGUGAUUCAGUGUAUGUGUAUUGGCAUGCAUAUUGUGCUUGUCAGCAAUUCUUUAAACAACUCAUAUGUUUCCUUACAUCUUAAGGCAGUAGAUAACGGAAUCCCAGAAAAUAAAUAUCCAUUUAAUUUAAGAAGGUGCUGAUAGUUGCAACCUUUUCCUUCUACAUACCGAUUCCUUGCAGUCUUUUUAUUAAUACAGUACACGAAUCUGUAGAAUAAACAUGAAUCUGUAGAAUACUUGUUUAUUUUAGUCCAGUGAUUCUCAACUUCUACAGUUUUAAGAUACGUGAAAUUCAGCUCCCAAAAUUGCCACGCCAACAUGCUGGUUGGAGAACUCCGAGCAGUGAAGUCCUUACAUCUUAAAAAGUUGCCGAGAUUGAGAAACACUCCCUUAUUCCAAGAUUAAAGGUGGUGAUUUUGGGCAAAGUCGCCUUAAUGAACUAUCCUAACUUCAGCCUGAAUUCAGAUUAGGAAUCUCAGGUGGGAUUAGAAGAAGAAGAAAAAGCAGAACUCUCAUUAAAUACUUGCAAAAAGCUUCCUAGGUGACAUGCUCCCACCAAAGGAAUAUUGAUAUCUAGUGUCAACUCUUGGGUUGAAAUAAAAAAACAAAAAAUUAAGAAACGUAUUACCCAACAUCUUUUUGAUAAUUUGAAGAAAAUACUAUACAUUUUCUAUGUAGUAGUCUUUUAUGGCUUUUUAAUCUUUGUAUCCAGCUUUGAAAUUAUAAGAUAAACUAAUAUAAUUACCCCUUUUGUUCUAGCCAUAUACAAUUUGAUUAAAUAAUUACAUAAUAUGAAUAUAAUUUAAUCCUCAAUUGUGUGGUUAUAUUCCUGUAUAUCUUUUUGAAUGAAAUAAUGGAUUUAAAACUUCAAAAAUUGAGGAUUUUUCAAUGUGCACAAUACACUUUGGAAGUAUAUUCUUCUGAAGACAGACACAAACUGUAAAAUAAAAAAUCAGAAGGUGUCUGGUAGCACCUUUAGCUGACAAAAGGCAUACAUUUUUGUGAUCUGUAAAUGAGCUCGUUUUAAUAGACCUCUGAUUUUUGGCUGCCAUAGAUAAAUACAACUCUCUUAAUAAAACAAAUAUAACCAGAAGGUGGCGCUAUGGUAAUGCCAGUUUCAGAAGUGUAUCUAUAUACAUCUAUUACUAUGUAGCACAGAAACAAGCCAUAGUAGAUUUUGCACUUGCCAGAUUUGUAUUAUCCUGUGUAAAACACCAUUAAAUCAAGGAAUAACUUGUAGGUUUCUUACAUAAAGUUAUUUUUUUUAAUUAUAAGCAAGGUUUUCUUUAAGCAUACAUAAAUCUCAAAUUUGACACUUUAAAUGAUAAAACAGCUAAUGUGACUUCAGUGAGCUGGUUAUCAAUCUAAAAUUUUAUGUGAAAAGGUUAUUUCCCCAUACAGUAAAAAGUUUGGGAUUGCAUUUGAGGUAUUUAGCAAUCUGCUUUACUCAUACCAAGUAGAUUUCCAGUGCUUUCCUUCUCAAAAAGCAUAAAAUGCACUUAUUAAAAGUUAAUUUAUCAUUGAAAUGUAGUUUUAUGUCUAUCUAACACCAUAAUUUUAGAACUGAUAUAAGAUAUUGUGACAUCUCAUUUUUAACUUUUAAAUCUGUAUGAUAUAACUGCAGCCUGUAAUCUGGAGAUUAUUUUGUUUUCAUCAGGUUUUAUAAAUUCUACCAUCUGCAGAAUACUGAUGAUGUGUGCCUAUAUAUGUUUGUUACUUUAGAAUUCAACUGUUUAUCUUUUGAUAAAUACCUGAAGUCCAAUUUCAGGUUUGUUUUUAUUUUAUGUACAGAAAGCUUGCAUACCCUCUAUAUGUGAAAGUGUUUUUUCUAGAGUUCUUCUUGUUUACAAAGUCAGACAUUCUAUCACUCCUACAAACUUUGUUUUAAUUCUUUCUAAUUUUUGGCUGUCAAAUAUGUGCUUUAAAUACUUUUUGUAUUUAUGCCGCAGGGCAAUGUUUUGUUUGGACUGCUCAAAACUUCAAAAUAAAAGAGUUUAUUUAAACCAA
This is a messenger RNA of Crotalus tigris (Tiger rattlesnake), 6809 nucleotides long. It is a transcript of the gene SLC25A36, whose product is annotated as solute carrier family 25 member 36. Bases 742 to 1704 code for a protein of 320 amino acids. Gene Ontology annotation, cellular component: mitochondrion. The record is from RefSeq and is a predicted model, not a curated record. Gene Ontology annotation, biological process: pyrimidine nucleotide import into mitochondrion. NCBI's taxonomy places the organism in Eukaryota, Metazoa, Chordata, Lepidosauria, Squamata, Viperidae. The transcript is spliced from 7 exons. Gene Ontology annotation, molecular function: pyrimidine nucleotide transmembrane transporter activity.